CACAAUCACGUGAUUUACUAUCAAAAUGGCUGGAUUCACUGAAGGAGUUGAGUCGAUUCCCCACAUAACAGAGAGAGCAAAGACGGGAGGCGCCCUGCCACUCAAGUACGAGUUCUCCCGUCCUUUCUUUCUGGAACUGACGAAGGAGCAAUUUGACACAUCCAAAGACCACGGGCAGAGAUUAGUCCUAACUCCAUCAAAUUAUUCCAAGAUGCCUUGGCAGGCUGGCUAUGCUGAGGCCAUCAAUUCUGGGAAGAGCAUUUACGUCAAUGAGGACCAGGCCUCGGUCCAUGUCUCUGCUCUCUGUCUUCAUGAUUCUGAGAAGGACACGUCCAUAACGCUACCAUACGUCAUGUUUGGGAUUUUCGAUGGUCACGCUGGUACGGGGGCGGCUACCAUGGCAACGCACAAUCUGCACAAACACAUGAAAGAGAAACUGAAUGGGAUCAAGCACUUCCUUGUGCAGGACUCGGCUGAAGUGAUAGCCGAAGACGACCCAGGUCUAGGCUGUAUCACGGAGCCGAUCCCAAAGGAAUUACUAGUAAUUGGUGCAUUAGAGGAAGCUUUUGUAGUUAUGGACGAGCAAAUAAGAGCAGAGAGGAACACGUACCUUAUAAAAGGAGGAUGCACAGCCAUAGUGUCCUUAUUCCUACAGAAUAAACUGUACAUAGCCAAUGCAGGGGACUGUAGGGCCAUCCUCCUGUUGGAUCAUUGCUCUAGGAUACAUCCUCUAUCCACUGAUUUCACACCUGAGACCGACAGACAACGACUUCAGAAGCUAGCCUACCUUCAGCCUCAGCUUUUAGGCAGAUACUUUGGACGGCUAGAGUACCAAAGGAGGCUUAGGAAGAAGGAUAUUGGACAGAGGGUUCUGUAUCGCGACAGACAAAUGACUGGCUGGGCCUAUCGCACUGUUAACGAAGAAGAUGUGAAUCAAGUACCUAUGAUUAUUGGCCACGGGAAGAGAGCAAGACUAAUGGCCACUAUUGGUACCACUAGAGGAUUUGGUGAUCACGAUCUUGAAGCACCUGGCGGCCAAUUCAUAAAACCUUUACUAACGCCAGUCCCUGAAGUAAGAGUUUGGGAUCUUAACAGCUAUGAGCAUCAGUAUGAUGAUAUACUAAUAGUAGCAUCUGACGGACUUUGGGAGAGACUCACCAACGAAGAAGCACUGGAGAUAGUGAAGGAACUAGCAGAAGUGACUCCUCGUGAUGACAAGUAUUAUACCACGAUAGCUAGGGAGCUGGUCCUUGCUGCUAGGGGCCAGUUUGGCAAGAAAGGUUGGAGGACAGCUAAAGAACAGAGCGCUAGCUGCGAUGACAUUUCCUGCUUUGUUGUCCCUCUCCAUACUUAUGCCACUUCGCCUAGUCCUGGUUGUCUUGGUGAAGAGGACAUGAUGGGAGGCGACUCCAUUGAUCCUGUAAGAUAUGGGUCUGGUGCAGAUUCCAACGAUAUCCACAGUGUACAAUAAUAGUUAUAGUAUUAUUAAUAAUAACUGACACUGCUUCAAUACUGAGUGAGUGUGUACGUACGUGUGUAUAUUAUCUCUUAUGUGUUUUAUAAUUUUUAAUAUAAGGCGUGAUUUUAAAGGAUACUCUUUUAAUUACAAUCGUUUUACAAUGAUGAUUCUUGAUGUUUAAGUA
Messenger RNA from Amphimedon queenslandica, 1643 nucleotides. Its product is annotated as protein phosphatase 1H-like. The coding region runs from base 26 to 1471 and encodes 481 amino acids. The transcript has a single exon. Gene Ontology annotation, biological process: protein dephosphorylation. NCBI's taxonomy places the organism in Eukaryota, Metazoa, Porifera, Demospongiae, Haplosclerida, Niphatidae. Gene Ontology annotation, cellular component: mitochondrion. The record is from RefSeq and is a predicted model, not a curated record. Gene Ontology annotation, molecular function: cation binding; [pyruvate dehydrogenase (acetyl-transferring)]-phosphatase activity.